CGGGUGAGUGAGCGAGCGGGGGAGCCCUGAGAGGGGGGGCAACACCUACAAUAGUGAAAGCUCGCCUGAGUCUCAUCACACCCGCCACCAUCGCACCAGCCAGCGGGGGACCCUGUUUCCACGGGUCUUUCUCUCCUGAAGUCCUCUGCAGCCUUCCCCUGACUGACUGCCCAAGCAACAGCUAACUUGAAAUGGCUGGGUCAGGUAGAGGAAGAGGACGGGCUGCGUUUACCUUCAACAUUGAGGCUAUUGGCUUUGCUAAAGGUGCAGCUCUGCCUGAUGUCAUGUGUCAGCCUCCACCACCAUUUCCUAGUACAGACAAUAAGCCAGUGCCUCUGAAAACAGGAGAAGACGAAGAUUACAUGUUGGCCUUAAAACAAGAUCUUAGAGGAACUAUGAAAAAAAUGCCAUAUUUUUUGGCAGUAGAAGAUGAUCGUGAAGCAAUUGAGAGGUACAGUCAAAAGUACCAGGACAUUGAAAAGGAGCAUGCAGCAUGGACCCCAGAUUGGAGAAGACUCCCAAGAGAGAUGAAGCCAAAGAAAAAGACCAAAAAAGCAGGUGCAAAACCAAAAAAGGCAAAAAGCUCUGAGCCUAAAAGUAAUCUGGAUGUGUUGAAAAAAAUUGAGGAGUUGGAAAAGAAGGAUGAUGAAGAAGAAAAAUCUGAAGAUGAGAAAGACAAAACAAAAGACAAAGAAGGUGAAGAUGAUGAAGAAGCUGAAGAACCAGAGGAAUAUGAUGAAGAGGAGCAUGAAGAGGAAAAUGACUACAUUUCGUCGUAUUUUGAUGAUGGAGAUGACUUUGGUGCUGGCAGUGAUGACAAUAUGGAUGAAGCAACAUAUUAGCUGCUGUUGCUAGGUGGUGCACUCCUCAAGCCUUACGCUACUUCAAGUAUAAUUUGGGAGGUAGGCUGAGUAUCUACAGAACUAAUGCUUGAGCUCUGUUCGUUUUAAGUAUACUCUCCAAAAACAUGUUGGACAAUUCUUUUGAAGUGUACUACACUGUAGAACAGGAUAUGGGAUCUUUUGUUUUGUUCUUUUGCCAAAUGUUUUGCAGACAGAUGCCUAUUUAAGGUUCUCUGGAAUGCCUAAUGAUGGAGUAAGCUCUAAGCCAUUGUAUUGCCUCUGCACAGAAGAAUAAUGUAUGCAUUUUAAACAAAAUUGUGCCUAAGCAUUUGCACUAGUUAAUUCUAUGCUUUAGCAGUCAAAUCUUGAAAAUAACAGUGAAAUUCUUGAUGACUGCAGCAAAAAAAGUUAUGGCCUUUGUGGACAUAAGCUGCUCAUAUUUAGCAGCUGAAUUCUCUGAAGAAAUUUAUGUAAUUUCUGAAUUCAGGUGACUGAAAAUAAUUGACCACUAAGCACUUUAAUAUAAACUGACUUGAAAGGACCUUAGUAAUAUGGACAGAUAACAUAAUGAGAAUAUUUUGGUAAGCUAUUACUCUAAUUAAAAGAACUUAUUAUUUCCCAUAUUUUGUGAAGAAGGGACUGUAAUAUUUAACAAUGUGUUGUUACAUUACCUUUAUGAAUCAGUGUAAGUAAUAAGGAUAAUUUAGAAAGAAUACAUGGCAGAAUUUAAGACUGAGAAAUUAUGGAAUCCUGGUUUUCACCAGUGGCACACCGAUUAGUGAAGAGAAUUUCAGUCCUUCACCUCAGUUUCUCUGCCUCUUUAGGCAAUACCAACUCUCCUACCUCACAGAGCUGUUAAGUGAGAUGGCAGGUGAUAGCUAUCCAUGUACUUGUUAAUGCAUUUAUUUACUUUUCUACAGAACAAACAAGACAGAAACUUAACAGACAGCAAAUCAAUACCAAAAAAAACCAAAAAUGUAGGAAAAGAAAGUGGUAAAGUAUUUCAAUGCAUGAAGUUUUAACUGGGAAAACAAGGCAAGAAUGCUGAGAAUAGCAAAACCAGAAUGUUUGGGAACACGGAUUUUAUUUAAGAACCAACAGCUAUAGUGUAGAAACCUUAUUCCUGAGAUUAGAAACUUGAGGAAAUGACAGCAUUCUCUGUUUCCCAUUGUCCUUUGACAAUACAAAAUAUUGAUCAGUGUUAUUUUUGAUCAGUGUUAUUAUAUUACUAUUGACCAAGGUUAGGUUUUUGUGUUUUUUUUUUAACUUUUUAAAAACAUUCUGUUCUUGAUAACUAGCGCUGCUAUCAGGUCUAAUGAACGAACAGUUUUAAAACAAAACCAAUUAUUUUAUCAGCAAAAGAAAGUACGGAAGUUUUGCUUGUAGUUUGGCAUUUUGUCAAGCAGUACUUGAUCUCACGGCUGACUGGGAAACAGUACUGCAUUAUUCUGUGAACUUCUGUAUGCAAUAGGAAUUUGUUCCUUAAGGUGUAGCUUUCAAGUGUUCUGAUAAAACUCAUGACAGAUGUAAAGGAAAUUAAAGUAAAAUGCUAUACAGGUCACACCUCAGAGGUAUACCAAUUUUAUUUUGAAGCGUUCAUAGCUAUAUAACGUUUAAUAAACAUUCUGGUGCAUUGCAUAGGAAAUGUAUUCUGUGUGAUCAUUUUCUUUUAACAUCACACUUGCCAGCAGUUGUUUCCUGAACAGGUGUGCCCGUUUCUUGCAUGUGAUACACAAGAGGAAGACAGAUGUUGUGAACAAGGUAAGCAUGGCGAAAAUUAAAUUUGCUUGCCUCGAAUGUAACUGGUACUACCUUCUACUAGCUGUUUCCCUCUGUGCAAGGUAACUGAGACUCCUUGCCUCUCACACAAGGAAUGCAAAUAGAUGGCUUUUGUCAAAGACAGAACUACAGAAUUAACACUGGAAGAGCAUUACUGCCCUAGUUAACCAUUUGGCCACAAGCUGUGGCUUGCCUGAACAGAUACAAUACCUUAUUUUGUAGCAGACUGAUGACUUUCUUCAUUCAUCAUGCUGCUGAUGGCAUAGACAACUGCCUCUCUGCUGUACUGUUGAGAAAUAGUACUCUGGCAGAAAUGAGGUCUUUUUCAGACCUUUGAACUAUGGUCACCUCGGUCCUUCAGAAGGAACUGCUGAGUCGUAGGAUGGACCCUCUAGAACUAGUUUAACAAUGGGAAAUAAGUCCAACACUUAUGAACAUGCAGAGUUCCGCAAUGAAGGCACUUCUGAAAUCAGACUCUGCUGUUCCAGAGGCUAACACUUGCAGCUGUUUUUAUAAGUUGAUUUUCUGAUUGCUUAGAAUUUAUUGCUACUUACGUUGCUACUUCACAGAAGGUGGCACUGCUUUUAGUGUUUAGGAAGAUCGCAAUUUUUCAUGCCUGUUUCUUAAGCCUCAUUUCACAAAACUAACAAGUUCUUGGAACUUUAUGCAGAAAAAUUCCAAGUUCUACAAGGCACGCACAGGAUAAACCAUUAAGGCUGCAGUUACGGUAUGCUAGAUAUGAAUGCUAUAUGCAGCUACUGCCAACAAAAUACUUGUUGG
Messenger RNA from Chroicocephalus ridibundus (black-headed gull), 3401 nucleotides. RefSeq names its product RNA polymerase III subunit G (gene POLR3G). Gene Ontology annotation, biological process: cell population proliferation; transcription by RNA polymerase III. The transcript is spliced from 9 exons. The record is from RefSeq and is a predicted model, not a curated record. Bases 192 to 842 code for a protein of 216 amino acids. Gene Ontology annotation, cellular component: RNA polymerase III complex. Lineage: Eukaryota; Metazoa; Chordata; Aves; Charadriiformes; Laridae.